CAUAUCAACAAGAAGUAUGUCCUGUGGAUGCAUCCUCAGAAGUACAUCGUCAUUUUUAGACAUGAAGACCAUGAGAUCCUCCUGUGCAAUGUGCAUGCUUGUACCUGCAGCUUUGGUACAUGCACUCCCAUUUGGCAGAAGGGCUUUGACAGAAUCUUUACACCCUGCGCCUUUCCGACUCACCCUACUAGAACAGGUCUUACAGCCCUCCACUGGCAGGCCUGAUAAUCCGCUCACCGAACUGCCAGUAUAUCAGUCGGUUCAGGUAUUCUGCCGUGCAGUCACCGUUCCCUUUACAUAUUCAUCUUGCUGCGAUCCAACACAUUCGAUAUGUAUCUCAUCUUGGCUGAGAUGUCGAUAUUGAGCGGUGCACUGGCAAUUAUACACAGGCCUGGAUGCUUCCAUCUCCACCUCGCCCUCGUUCCUGAACCAAGUAUAAGAUGCAACGGUCUUGGUGAUGUGGUUGCUUCUGACAUAAGCAUAGUAUAUAGGAUGCAUUGCCCUUUUCUCUGUAGUUUGCAUCCGUAUCACCAUCGAUCUCUGGGUGACGGCCUUAGCAGGAUGAUUUUCAAUAUUUUUGACCUCGGUGCUGUGGGUCACUUACUGCCACAUAUCCCAGACCCAUAACAGACCGACCUGGUCUUUCUGAAGAAUGACAAAAGCCUUGUUCACUUGAUGUGUUCCUGGCACUCGGACCGACACCCUACAGACCAUAUGCGCAACCUGUACUUACAAUGACUCGAUCUCACCAAUAUAUCAAACCAAAUACA
This is a messenger RNA of Somion occarium, 770 nucleotides long. The record is from the annotation of a GenBank genome assembly. NCBI's taxonomy places the organism in Eukaryota, Fungi, Basidiomycota, Agaricomycetes, Polyporales, Cerrenaceae.